Molecule: messenger RNA, 2905 nt
Organism: Alosa alosa (allis shad)
Lineage: Eukaryota; Metazoa; Chordata; Actinopteri; Clupeiformes; Clupeidae
Product: protein rapunzel-like
Exons: 4
Coding region: 483-1175 (230 amino acids)
Source: RefSeq, a predicted model, not a curated record
CUGAAGAACAAAGCUUGUGGUAGUUUUGAAGUUUUGCAGAGACCCAAAGUUUAUUGAGAACAGUGUGACCCCCUGCUUCAUAUAGAUAGCUCGCUGUCUAGCAUUAAAUGCUAGUUCUCACUUGAGUUACACUAUGCUAUUUCAGCACCACCUGCAUGCGCAGCUGUCGCUGUUUUAAUACAACAGGCCGGGCGCAAAACGCACCAACUGUCAAGCGGCAGUUGUAGGCUACCAGUUUAAGGCCAGCAGUGUAUUUCAAGAUUCCUUGAAUUAUAUUGAAAAUCGGGCUCAUCACGGGAUUGCUGGGAAGAAGAAGAUCAGUACAGAUUGGGACUUUGGAGAGGGAGGAAGCACUCUGAAAAGGUGUUAUCUGAAUCAUACGCCACUCUCAAGGAGAUCUUUCAGACACCAAAGACAACUUCUCUUCCAAAGAGGACUUCAACCCAGGCUAUUGCCGGCCUGCUGCCUAGUCUCCUGCUGCCAUGGCGGACACCGACAUUGAGAUCCUGGAGGACCGUGACAAGCUGAAACGGAGCAUGGUGAAGGUGCUGGAGUGCGUGGCCACCAUCUCGUCGGCGGCCGCCGUGGUCAACCCCAUCUUCGGUGUGGCCGGCUCGCUCAUCCGUGUGGUGUUGCACCACAUCGACGACGAGGAGAUCAAGACGCUGAAGCGCGAGUUUGGCAGCGUGCACCGUGCCCUAGACGAGCUCUCGCAACAGCACCGCAGUGCCCUGCUCCAGAUCAAGAAGGAGACACUGGACGGCCAGUACUGCCGCGUGGAGGAGAACCUCCGCAACCAAUUCCGCAAGUUCAUGGAGGUCGUGGAGGCGCGCCCCGGCACACACCAGCAGCGCAAAAAGGAUGACUUCGAGGAGAGCUACGCCAACGACAUGGGCGACCAGAAUCUGCACACGCUCUACGAGGGCGUGAUGGGCAAGCCCAAGCUGUUCAGCCGGCCCAUCCUGGAGGUGUACAUGAAGCACUCGCAGGGCGACCGUCGCGUCAUGGAGCACCUCUGUACGCGCCUCACCUACCUCUUCUGCAUCGGCCUGAUCGCGCUCAUGGGCUACGCCGCCAUCAUCGGUGACGACGAAGAGGGCCUGAGCGAGGAGUGGACCGAGAAGAUGGAGAACGUCCAGGAGUGCAUGCAGGACGUGCUGAGGAGGUGCAAGUGAGGAGGCCAGAGGAGGCGAGGAUGCUCCCUCCCGACUGCUCCUUCUUCUCAUGUUACCAUGCAUUGGACCUCCCCUCCCCCCUCCUUCUCCCAUACCUCCCUCAAAGACUCUUCUUUUCUCUUUCUUCUUCUCUUUUUCUUACUGUGUUACAUUCUCUGUAUGCAUACAGCAAUCUGAGAUUCCAUUCCUAAAGCUCCUGGUAUAGUGAGCAGGCGACCCAGAAUGUUGUAGAGCUUGAGAGGGUCUCAUGCUGUGAUGCAGACUGCACUUUCUCUCUCACUCACCUGUGCUUGUGUACUGUUCAGGCCUGAUAGAAGUGUUUUUCUGUUCUUCUUUCUGAUCUCUGCACUUUUUUUUUCUUUUUCCAACAAUCGUAGUGAAUUCCUGCUGGCUUUGUGAGGGUACGAAACUAGCUCUCAUAGUUGUUCAGGCAUAUUUAGCAGCAGUUAGGCAGAUUAGCAGCAGUUAGGCAGCAGAAAGGCAGUUCCACCAUCAUAUUCUACCAUAAUCCCGCAUCCUACCAUGUAUGAUGGAGUGUCGAAGAACAGUGGCGUGAACAACAUAGCCUCAUACUGUAUGCAUGACUGGUCUGUGACCGCACUAGAGCAUUAACACAGCACAGCACAGGAAGACAGACCUGAAGGUCAUAUGAAAAACGCUAAUACACUUGCUAAUACCACUGAGUGAGUAGCCUCACACAAACACUAUUGCUAUUACUACUAUCUAUUACACCAUAUACAUGUACAUGACACUAAGAGAAGUGGUCAUAUGCUGGACACUUCAUGUUUCACAAUUUACCAGAACAAAUUAUUCCAUAUACUACCACCACUAUCACAAAACCUGCUUUUUUGUAUAUAAUAUAUAUAUAACAAUAAGCAGAUUUCUUCUGCCGGUUUCUUAGUUCAGCAAGGUCCAGAUUUACUCUCAAAACAGAACACUAUAGACCCAAAGUAGAUUACAACUACCCAAAGUAGAUUACAACACUAGAGUCAGUUUGAUGGUAAUUCUGAUUUGAAGUUGAACUGAUCAAACCCUUUCAUCCUUAGUGUAAACAGAACCCGUCAGAAACAGCACGGUUUCAUUACACCUCAUUGUUCAAGCACUACAACGCACACACACACAUUGUGCUGUCAACAGCAUGUCAUAUUCUUCAGGGAUUGAAUAUUAUGGUAAGAGAUGUCAAGUAUUGCCGUAACAAACAAGUCAGUGAAAAGAAAAGGUCAACAUUCUAUACAUAGGAAUGCAUAGCCCUUUGGUGAAUGCUCUGUUAAAGAAUCAAUUAUAUUGAUUAAAAUGAAGAUAUAUAUGUUCCUUUUAACAUGCACAUUUUUGCCAUCAUACUUUGUUAUUUUCUUUUUUAAUUUAGUCAAAUUCUAAUAUUAAUGCCAUUGAAUUAAUGUAAUUUAUAUAUUUUUCAUAAUUUUCCCAUUAUUUUACCAAAAAGCCUUCAGUGCCUCUAUGGUGUAAUAUAUACAUGUUAUGCUCCAAGGCUUCAAGUUUCACAUGUUUCAGAAUUGUCUUUAAAAAGAUUUGAAAUAAUAUCAUAAUUUUCAGCAGCAAAGCAUUGCUGUAUUGACAAAUUCAAUUAAAUAUUUAGUUGAAGGAAAGUCCAACUGGACAUUACAAUACGCAAAUGUGUUCUUGUGAUAUAUUCAGCAAUUUCCCUAUAUUAUGUGACGUUCAAUUCUCUGUUGCAUAAUGCUUUCAAUAAAGAUAUAUAAUAAAACCUA